UUAGUUCAGUUAAUUUAACGCAGAGUCACUGUCCGCCUCGGGCAGAGAAAGCCACGACUGUUGCUUGGUAUGUUCGGUCCAGGAGACGGCUGAGUCCUCGCUGUGUUUGUAGGAUUUAACAACUUACCAUUCAUUAUCAGCGUUAAAUACCAGCCCGUAACACUCGGAAACAUGAACGGUAAGUCAGCGAACGGUACGCUGGGAGGAAUGGCCUGUAUUGAGGGUCUGCCGCCGCUGCCGAAGAGCCUGAGCGGGCUGCUGAACUCGAGCGGUGGAUCUUGGAGAGAAAUGGAGAGGAUGUACGUGAAGAAAACCAUGAUCCAGGACGACCUGAGCCGAGGCAGGAACAACGCCGACAGCCUCCUGGCCAGCAAGCCGGCCAACCUGGACGCUGCUCUGGCUCUCCUGCGGAAAGAGAUGGUAGGACUGCGUCAGCAGGACAUGUCACUGCUGUGCCAGCUGUGGUCACUCCACGAGUCCAUCCAGGAGUACAAGGGGAGCUGCCACGAUCUGAGCGCCGCCUCCAGCCUCAGCAUGAUGGAGAACGGCUACUUUGACGAGGAUGACGAGUACUACCCAGAGCCCGGCGCCACUCCCACUGGGGAGCAUCCGGACGGAGAGGCCGGGGACGGCCUCUUGGCAGCAGCCAAGAAUGGGAGCCUCAUCAGCGGUAAAGAGGACAGCUGGGAUUCCUUCCAUGUUACCAUCUGAGGCCUCGUUCCCUGUGGUUUUUCUUUUCUGCAGACGGAUCCGUGUUUUAGGGGUUGAGCAAAGCUGUGAGAAGGGAGUGGCUGGUUGGAGAUAGCAGCCUGGAGUUUCAUGUUGAUGCAACAGACCGUGAAGGAGGAAAGAUCCUGUCUUAACUCCUCAGGUGAAAUUUGCUUUGCUGCAGGAGGAGUUUUACAGAAUUUCUUCAGACUGCAGAGAUGAGAAUGUUUUAAAACCAAGACUCCAUAUUAUCUGCUGCUCUUGUUUCAGCCAGUCACUCUUCCUUUUUUUUUUUUUUACAUCAUCAAAAUAUAUGAACAAAGUUUUAUUAUUUAUUACAUAAUAUAAAUAACAAAGUAUUCUUUUUCUUUUUACUCUCAUUGAAAGUUUUGUACGAAAGGUACAAGCAGAAAGGUUGGAAAUACCAGAACUGUGGACUUUGUAACUCUUCAUCACUCUCGCUGCAGGUGGAGGAACUAGUUGGACCAAGUGAGGCUUACUUUAAAGUGGUAAAAUAAUGCAUUUCCAUGAGUCUAACGCAAAGACGGGUGAGGUCCUCCUAAACAGUGGAGCAGAGCUGGUUUACUGUGCAGGGAGGACAUUCAGAAGGAGCAUAUCUGGUAACAUGGAACAUCUGCAAGGAGAGAAAAUAAUCUGAGUAGCUGUUUUUAUGGUCAGCGCAGCAUCAGUUCUCUGCUUUUACAACCAGCAUUUACUGAGCAGAACCUCAGAAACAAACAUCAACAAAAUCUGAAAAAGUUUCUGAAAUCAAGGCGUGUUUUGUAUGUGCAAGCUGCAAUGUUCUCUUAUUUCUAAAAACGGGACAUUCAUGGGGAAAAUAGGAGCAGAAUUUGCUGAAAUUAGCUUUCCAUUGUGGCCUUUACGUCCUGCUGAAAGCUGCAGCUACGGACCUUCUGGGUUCUAGAACAGAUCAUCCUAGCAGAAUGCUCUCUGCUGAUGUGGUGUUUCAGCAUAUCUACAUCCAGUCACAAUUAUUAAUCUCUGCUUCCCUCUGAAGCUGUAGCAGAUGGGGGACGUUUCAUAAACGCAAGUUUCGUUUAUGGGGCACGUCUGCACAAAUCACAGUAAAUCAGCCUUAUUUCAGAUGUAAAUGUUCUCUUUUGCUUUUUUUUUUGUUGUUUUUUUUUUUUUUUUUAUAUUGACGAACACAUUCUCUAACCCAAACAAAUGAUCUGCUUGGUCUUUCUUCAGUUUCUGCAGCAAAGCGUCCAUCUGAACCUGUAGCAUGCGACGUCGCAGCUCCGUAGCAGUUAUUCUUCCAGGUCAGGCUAAAUUUCUCAACCCACCGUCGUUUUUAUGCCUGCCUGCCACAAACCAAAGGCAGUCCUGCACUCAGCCUUGUAUUUGAUUAAAGGUCUGGAUAGGAACUGUAUGAAUGAUUUUUAUCUGAGGAAUGUUCUAAAGUUACUCUGCAGCAGCUGAAACAAAGACGAGUGCUCCAAACAGGCCAGUUUCCACCAUUUUCUCUGCAGAUACACUAAAUUUUAGUCAUUGUUAGACUAAAAGAUUCAGUUAUGAUUUAUUACCUCCUUGUGUGUGUUUUUGCUGGUCAUUUCACCACUAACCAUUUCAUAUCCUGGCGGUUUUGGUCCUUUCAUAAUGACUCGUAGCCCAUGUGUUUGUAUCUGCAUUGAUUUUAAGUCAUUUUUUACCAUCUGCUCAUAUUUAACAGUAAAGACGCGUGUUUCAUUUAGUUCAAUAAAUAACCAGCAGUAACUCGCUCCGUUAUUUUGGUUUCAGCAGGGAAGUCAACCGGCCCAGGCAGGGAUCAGAACCACAGUGAGUGGAUUUACAGAGUAAUAAAAAUCAUCAGACAAUAAUUAACAAUUUGAUUUAUAUCAUACAUUAGAUCUGAGCUUUUCAUUAUAAUUUCUCUUAAUAAUUCAUCAAAAAUAUUGAGGAAAGAAACUGAUGCAUUAUGUACAUGAGUAUGAAGUGUGAUCAUAGGUGCAGCUAUAAGCAUCAACACUGCGUUAGCUGUAAACUAAUUAAUCAUAAACCGAUAUGGUAAUCGGUUUAAUGCAAAGGUUAGUUUCUUAUAGGUUUUGUUUACUUCCGUUACUAUCAUCACAGUUGUAGAUUUUUGGGAGAAAAAUGUAAUUUCAAGCUUUAAGAAACACUAAUUUCCAAUUUUUUAUUGAACCCAAAAAAAAAAAACCAUACAUUGAGUAAAUUCUCAACAAUUAAAAUUAUUCUUGUUAAAGCCCUAAAAUCAGAAAACUGGGGAAAAUGAGACUUUGCCCAUUAAAUAUCUGAUCCAGGAUAUUUCACUGUUGGGUUUUAAAUUAAAGCUGCAGAUCUGCAGCACCCUCCACACUUUAUAGGCACCCCUGGUAAAGAUGUGUAAAGAGCCUUAAAAUCAAUUAGUCUUUUACUCCAGAAGCUUAAACUCAUACAGAAAAAUCCAGCCUAUAAAUCAAUGAAAUGUAUGUUUUGUUUACAUAAAUAAAUACUUUUAAUAUGAUGCUUUACGAGUCCCUAUGAAUUUCUAAUUAGUAAUCCACGACCCUCUGUUUACCUGGAUUAAUAAUGUGACGUGACAUGGAGGCUCUUAGCUACUAGAAAAUGGGAAAGACAAGAGAACAUGCCAUUCAAGUAGUACUCUUAGAAACUCAUCCUGAUGUACAGUGAGAGCAGUAAAUGGACAAAGGUUAAAACGGCUGAAACUAUGACUUAACAUUGAGGAGGAGGAGGGUGGCAAGUUUCGUUUGAAAGAUUCUGAAUGGAGGUAAACGUCUGAAACAUUCGCUGUUUACCAGGGGAGCAAAUAAUCAUAGAGGGUGUUGUAGUUUAAAAAGAAAAAGACGAAUAAACAUUUAGGUAAAUCAUUGCUGAUUUAUUUUAGCAGGCUUCCGGUUUUUGGAUAAAUUAGAGGAAUGUGGAGCUCAUACAUGCAAGCAUUGUGAUGAUAGGAUUAUCUUUAGCUGAUUCUCGCCCCUCUGUGACGUGUUUUUGAAUCUCUGCCUUAUCUGUAACUUGGAGGUAAAACGGCAGAAUGGCUCCCACAUGUUAAAAUCUAAGGCAAACAAAAACUCCUCAGGGGUCAGAGAUGCAAGGCAGACUGUAGCUGCUGAAGAGGUUUUCUCUGGUCUGACUCUUAACGCUCAUGUCUUCGCAGAAAUCGCGUUUGGUGUGAACGCACCAUUAGAUACAUCUGCAGGCAUCUAGAUGGAAAUAAGACAAACAUGUCUUUCUCGUUGUAAACUGAAUGUUUUUUAUCGGAUUGUUGUGUUCGUACAAAAUGUUUCGAUUUCUGAUUUACAUUCAUCCGGAUUUACCCCUAAGACCCGUUUUUCCAUUGGAUGUCUACACAGUUAGUGCCUUUGUCAAGCUGUAGCUUCCUGUUGAAGAUGAAAAAGAAAGUGAACCCCUAAUCGUUUGGAUUGUAUGAUGGCGUAUUAGGGGGACCUAUUUUUUGUUUUGAUUUCCCAGUUCAGAAUGAAGUCAGAAUGCUGACAAAAGUUGAAUAAGUUUAAAAUGUUUAAAAUAUUGAGUUAAAUUGUACAUUUUGAGAAAAUUGGCAGUUGUAUUUCAUAAUUAACAUCAGAAUGUUGCUGUGUUGUAUCAGAGCAGUCUGGAUUAUUGAUUUCAGCAAUUACAAUCUCAUUGCAUAAAAAGGUAUUUUACAUUUUUUCAUUUUAAACUUUAUUCUUAACAUUUUAUUCUUCAUGUUUUUCAACGUUUUCCUCGACAUACAUACAUAUAUUUUGACUAUACAUUUGAGCUUUUUCCUCAAGAUAGUGAAUUUUUCUCUCAACACUGACUUUCUUUUAAUAUUUUGCCUUUAAAGUUUGACAUUUUUUCUCUACAUUUAAAGGUUUUUGUCAAUAUUUUCUUUAACACAGCAUGUACUCUACAUUCUGUCCUUUUUUUUUUUUUUUUACAUUUUGUCCUAUCAACAUGUUUUUUUCUCAUUUUGGCACUUCUCUAUAUCUUGGACAUUUUCCAUCCAUUUCUGCUAACAUUUUGACUUUUCUAUCAGCUCUCCUCAUGUUUUCUACUCUAAUCUUGAAACGGGUACACCAACAAAAACUCCAUGUUGUUUUCUUUUAAAUCUAAGUGACCAAAAUACUCCGUCUCACGGAUUGUUUGUCCUGUAUUUUGGGUUAUAAAGCUGCUCCAUGUAGAAUCUAAGAUAUAAUCUGAUAAAUUAGCUCUCUCACUGUGGGAUUUCCCCCUUCACUGAAUCUCUCUAUUAGUUUAGAAACUGGUUGCAGCUACUUAAUCAUUGUGGCCCAACUGUAAACAGAAUAAAGAUUAAUAUUUGUGUAUGAAAUUCUUUAUUAUGUAAAAAGACAGCGGGACAUUUGGGUAUUUUCCUAGCUUCCUGGUCUUGGUUUUCAGCCCCCUGUCUGUGGGGCCAUUUCCAUGUUAUUGAUGGAGGAUCCAGCUGUCAGCAGUGGUGUAUUUUUGACUCAUCCCACCUCGGAAAUUUGAGUGGAAACUUUGCCUUAAGUUUUCUGAACAUGAAACCUCAAACACGGACCUGAAAAUGCUCUCGAGACCAAUUUUAAUCCUCUACAUGCGGCAGCUUUAAAUUACAAUUUCUACCAGCCUUAAAACCAGUCUCAUGAUGUGGUUAGGAAGCUGAGCCGUACACCUCUCACUUUGGACAAUUUGAGUUUAUUGCACAGGCAAACAGCUGCUCUUUGUAUUAAUAAAUCCAGCACAUGAGGGCUAAAGAGGAGCUUGAACACUAAACACCAGCUUAUUGUACUCUCUGCUUCUACGUUAACAGCCUAAACUGUUCCCCAUUUGUCAUAAUUACUGGAUGUUCAUAUUGGAGAUAUUUUCUCAGGGUGUUGUGGCAAAAAUUGUGCUAAAAGGUGACCCUGUCAAUUCUGGUAUUAAGUGAUGUAUUUUGUCUUCAGAUGGCGGGGUAAAAUGUAAACAAUGGCACCCACAUAGAAUGGAUUUUUAUUUGAAUGUUACAAGCAUCAUAAUGAAAAAGCAAGAGCCUUACUCUUCACUUGAUCAUGUGGACCAAAGUGGACUCAAUUGACCAGAAUGCAAUGCAGCCGCUGAAGCCUGACGUGUAGAAACUCAUCUGAAAGGUACUUCAUCACCGUCACGCCUCAGUGUUCACCCCUGUGCUGCCACGGCUGUUAAACCUUUAGGGAGGAAUCGGACUCCUCGGCUCGUUAAAGCAGGAAUCUGAGAGCUUUCGUGUAGCCAACCUCAUCAAGCAUAACGGUCAAUUUAAUACAUGUAUAUUGAUAACAUAAAUAAACAGGUUAAAUCUGUUGAGAUGAAUCAAUGUAUACAUCUUUAAUCAGUGCAAUUGGAAAAAGUUAUUUCCUGGUGCAAACAGGAAAUCUGAAGGUUCUGUUUAUUACUCUGGUUCUGUACCACAGGACAGUUGUUUGGACUGUAGUAUCAAUUAUACUUACUGUACUCAUUUAAUAAAGUCAUUCCAUACUU
Girardinichthys multiradiatus is the source of this 6150-nucleotide messenger RNA. It is a transcript of the gene fam89a, whose product is annotated as family with sequence similarity 89 member A. The coding region runs from base 172 to 711 and encodes 179 amino acids. The transcript is spliced from 2 exons. NCBI's taxonomy places the organism in Eukaryota, Metazoa, Chordata, Actinopteri, Cyprinodontiformes, Goodeidae. The record is from RefSeq and is a predicted model, not a curated record.